Molecule: messenger RNA, 1014 nt
Organism: Penicillium daleae
Lineage: Eukaryota; Fungi; Ascomycota; Eurotiomycetes; Eurotiales; Aspergillaceae
Product: shikimate dehydrogenase family protein
Exons: 1
Coding region: 1-1014 (337 amino acids)
Biological process (GO): shikimate metabolic process; chorismate biosynthetic process
Molecular function (GO): shikimate 3-dehydrogenase (NADP+) activity
Source: RefSeq, a predicted model, not a curated record
AUGUACUUGGCUGCAAGUUUUGAAGACACUCUCGCCUCCUCGUAUGCGCACGGCUCAACCUACCUAUCAGCUGGCAGUCGCCAGCAGCAUAUGAGGGCAUUCCUGUUUGGUUAUCCGAUCUCGCGAUCCCUCGCCCCUCUGCUGCAGAAGACGUUGUUCAAAGGGGUCUCGCUACCAUGGACUUACCAACUGCAUGAGACCAGUGACGUGAACGAGUUCACUGACAUGCUAAAGCAACCAGACAUUGUGGGCUGUGCCAUUACUAUGCCGUACAAAGUCAAAACAAUGUCUCUUGUUGAUGAGGUGACAGAAGAGGGUCGAGUGAUCGGAGCUAUCAAUACCGUCUUUAUGCGAAAGACACCGGCGGGGAUUACUCGCUACAUUGGAACAAACACGGACUGUGUGGGUGUUCGAGAGGCUUUUUUGCAGAAUUACCCAGACCUGCUCUCCGACUCUGAGUGCAGAGCGGCAAUGGUCAUCGGUGGUGGAGGUGCCUGCCGCGCCGCAGUAUAUGCCAUGUGGAAGUGGCUCGGCGCUAGCAGGAUCUACAUAGUCAACCGGCUCGAGGAUGAAGUCAUCUCUACCAUUGAAUCCCUCGGUUCGGCGGGACUAGAUAUCCCGAUUAUACACGUCAAAUCUGUCAAGCAAGCGGAAGGCCUUGACACACCAGCUCUCAUUGUCGGGACGGUGCCGGAUUACCCUCCUAGGGAGCCUGGGGAGAUCAAGGCUCGAAGUAUCGCCAACCAUUUCCUUGCUCGAGCACAGAAGGGAUAUAUCCUCGAAAUGUGUUAUCAUCCAAAGCCGAUGACAGAUUUCUUCCUCCUUGGAAAGAAGGCGGGUUGGCGGAUGAUAUAUGGCACGGAGGCCAUGAUUUGGCAGGGCGUCACCCAGCAGGUACUCUGGGCGGAGCUUCCUUUAGAUAUGUUUGAUAUGGAAGCAUCCAAGAAAGUCAUGGGAGAAAUAUUGCACAAGACUAUUAUGCACGAUGGAGGCGAGCCAGUUCAGUGGAUUUAG